Bombus pyrosoma is the source of this 549-nucleotide messenger RNA. RefSeq lists its product as uncharacterized. The coding region runs from base 53 to 376 and encodes 107 amino acids. NCBI's taxonomy places the organism in Eukaryota, Metazoa, Arthropoda, Insecta, Hymenoptera, Apidae. The transcript has 2 exons. The record is from RefSeq and is a predicted model, not a curated record.
UCCAACGGAAUCCUCGUGUACUCUAUCGUUUCACGCGUGGAAAAUCCAGAGAAUGUACGAACGCUCGAUUGGCAUUUCGAGCAUCGCGUUCGAUUAUUCCACUUUGUUUGGAAGCUUUAAAUGUUGCACCGAGGAUCGUUGGUUGGGGGACUGGUGUCCUCACGGUCGCCUUUCUCUAAUUGCCAGGGGGUACGAUUUGUUUUAUGAGAGGGAAAUUUGGAGAAUGCUGGAGUACUGCAUUAGCAUCAUCGCACAGCCGAAUAUCGGAAGAACGGUAGGGGACAGAAUGGUCACGAAGAAAUUGUUAACAACUUCGAAAAACGCUAGGAAGACGACAGAACUUCUGAAGCAAACGAAUUUGUCAAACAACAUCUAAAAUGCUAAAGACGUGGGCGCGGUUGAUUGACUACAUUAAAAUCACAAAAAUGAAAAAAGGUAUCAUUUCUAUAAUAAAUGAUGUACUACGUAUUUAAAAAAACAAAUUUAUUCUCGGAUGACCAAAAUCGUUCGAAAGACCGAAAGAAUGUUACCUCUGGUUACUUUCGUAUG